Molecule: messenger RNA, 1014 nt
Organism: Dovyalis caffra
Lineage: Eukaryota; Viridiplantae; Streptophyta; Magnoliopsida; Malpighiales; Salicaceae
Source: the annotation of a GenBank genome assembly
AUGGCCAGGUGGCAACCAGUUGGUGAUCUUGGCUUUUUACUAGCCAUAUGGCUCGACCAAAUACCUGAAAGAACCAUAGUCUGGUCAGCUAAUAGAAAUGAUCCAGUUCGAAGGGGGUCAAGAGUACAACUUGCCACAGAUGGUCAGUUGGUCCUAGAUGACCAAGCAGGCACACAAAUAUGGGGCACCUUUAAUUCUGGUGGAAGUGGAGCUGCCUAUGCAGCCAUGCUCGACACAGGAAACUUUGCGCUAGCAAGCCAAUCUGCUGCCAAUCUGUGGCAGAGUUUUGAUCAACCAACAGAUACAAUGCUGCCCACACAGACUCUGAGUCGAGGCAAUGUGUACCCAAAGAUUGCUGCUUCAAGUAGAAGAAAUUGGGAUAUGGCCUGGACAACUUUGUCUCCCUCCAUAACAUCAAAUAUCUGCCUGAGUACUAGGGGAGCCGUAGGUGGUGAAGCUUGUGGUUACAACAGCUAUUGCAGUUUAGGAGAUGACCAAAGACCAAGUUGCUACUGUCCUCAUGGUUACACUUUGUUGGUCUCAAAUGACGUGAGGAAGGGAUAUUGGCCUGGCAGUAAUUAUAAACAUUUUGAUUCAGUACACAAAGAUAGGUGCAGACAGGCUUGCUUGAGUGACUGCUACUGUGUUGUUGCCAUUUUCAAUGAUUGUUAUUGUUGGAUGAAGAAUAUCCCUCUCUCGAAUGGGAGAAUAGAUCCAAGCGAUGGUGCAAAAGCCCUGAUAAAGGUAAGGAUAGGCAACUCUACUACAGGUCCAAGCUCAAAGAAGAAUGAUCGAUCCACUUUGAUCAUAACAGGCUCCGCACUUUUAGCUACUGGAGGAUUUAAGGAAGAACUUGGAAGUGGUUCUAUUGGAACGGUUUAUAAAGGGGUUCUAGCCAAUGAAGAUACACCUCUCAUUGCAGUAAAGUUAGAAAAGAUGGUCGGACAAGGCGAGCAGGAAUUCAAAACAGAAGUGAAAGUUAUUGGCAGAACAAAUCAUAAAACUUGGGUCUAG